This is a messenger RNA of Sclerotinia sclerotiorum 1980 UF-70, 114 nucleotides long. RefSeq lists its product with no specific name. NCBI's taxonomy places the organism in Eukaryota, Fungi, Ascomycota, Leotiomycetes, Helotiales, Sclerotiniaceae. The record is from RefSeq and is a predicted model, not a curated record. The transcript has a single exon. Bases 1 to 114 code for a protein of 37 amino acids.
AUGGGUCGGCGUGGUGGCCAAGCACGGAAAAAGGUCAACGCGAUGCUGAGUCAUCAUGCCACAUCACGUUUAACACGCAUCAAACGUGUUUGUUCUAAGUUUCUCUCCGAGUGA